Molecule: messenger RNA, 369 nt
Organism: Naegleria lovaniensis
Lineage: Eukaryota; Heterolobosea; Eutetramitea; Acrasida; Naegleriidae
Exons: 1
Coding region: 1-369 (122 amino acids)
Source: RefSeq, a predicted model, not a curated record
AUGCGAUGCUCCUUCACAUGUCCAAUUUGUCGAAGGGAUGUGAUUCAAGUGGUCAACGACAAGGUGACCUCAGCUAGGAAAGAUGAACCAAUGGAGAAUGGCAAUUCUCAAACCAAAGAUCACACAAGUUCCAAUCCUCCGGUUGGUAUGACAUCAACUGAGGGAGACGCUACUCCUACUUCCCCAGUCAAUCCUCACUCAACUACGUUGCUCAGUACGAGUGGCAACUGGCUACCCUUCUCGCUCAAGAUUGAGGAGACGACAAGCGACAUUGAAUCGAGCGAUGAUGAAGAUGGAAUGCAUGAUUCGUUUGGCGAGAGUGCUGCAAAUCUUCAAGAUGAUUCCGAUUCAACUCCAACUACACAAUGA